Messenger RNA from Macrobrachium nipponense, 6137 nucleotides. It is a transcript of the gene Ranbp21, whose product is annotated as exportin-5-like. The coding region runs from base 61 to 2754 and encodes 897 amino acids. Lineage: Eukaryota; Metazoa; Arthropoda; Malacostraca; Decapoda; Palaemonidae. Gene Ontology annotation, biological process: protein export from nucleus; RNA export from nucleus. Gene Ontology annotation, cellular component: cytoplasm; RNA nuclear export complex; nucleus. The record is from RefSeq and is a predicted model, not a curated record. The transcript has 12 exons. Gene Ontology annotation, molecular function: RNA binding; nuclear export signal receptor activity.
CUAGACUUGCUGUCUGAACAUCUUUUUGUGAAAGAUAAGGUUUCAAGGUUGGUUGUAGAGAUGAUAAAGCGAGAAUGGCCUCAGCAGUGGCCUGGCCUCUUAGACGAACUUCAUCAGCUUUCUCGCCGUGGUCCAACACAGACUGAACUAGUGCUGUUAGUUUUUCUUCGCAUUGCAGAAGAUGUUGCCACAUUACAGAACUUGGAAUCAAAUCAGCGGCGCAGAGACCUGUAUCAGGCUUUAGCUGCUAAUAUGGAGUCAAUAUUUGGAUUCUUUCUCGGCCUCUUGGAAGAAAAUUUCACAGAAUAUGAAAAUGAUGUGAGACUUGACAAAAAAGAAGCUUCUCAGCAACACUGCAGGGUUGUCCAGGUGGUACUUAUGACUCUAGCUGUUUUUGUGGAGUGGGUCUCUGUUCAGCAUAUAUUUUCUCAAGAUGCAAAGCUUUUGAAGUCACUCUGCCUUUUCUUAAAGCAUGAUAGUUUGAAAAUGGAAGCCUCAGAAUGUCUGUUACAGAUUGUGAGCCGGAAGGGGAAACCAGAUGAACGUCGCCCUGUUCUGUUACUCUUUCACAAGGAACCCAUGUCAGCCAUCUUUGAGGCUGCAGUUCAUGCUGUUAAUGGACCUCUCAGUGAGGGGAAUUACAGAUUUUUGAAGACACUUACUCAGGUUCUUACCGUGUUAGGCAGUCAGCUUUGUGGUCUUUGGGGGAAGGAAGUUGAUGUUACAGAGCCAGCAAACUUUAAUAUAUAUCUUAAAGUAAUUCUGACUUUUUCCAGUCAUCCGAGCCUUAGUAUCUAUAACUACACUAAUAGCCUUUGGGGCCAGAUGUUUCGCCAUGAGUCUAUAUGUGAAAGUGAAGCUUUUAAAUCCGUCAUUCCGUCAUGGAUAGAAGUUGUUUCUCUAAAGGUUGUCAAGCAUGGGUACCCCUCGAAAAAUGAUUCGGACAGUUGCCAGUAUUCACGCUUCGAUUUUGAUUCAGAUGAAGAUUAUUCUCAAUUCUUUUAUAAGGUGCGAGCUGAAAGUCUGGACGUAAUUAAAGCUGCGUCUGUCAUAGCGCCUGUCACCAUGUUUUCGUAUGUAGAGCAGCUAUUGGCACAGCAGAUACAGAAACCUAUUGACCCGGGACCCAACGCUGAGAAGCAGCUGUGCAAUUUGUUUUCACCGUCCUUCUUACAAUGGGAUGCUGUCUCACAGAUAGUGGAAAGCGUUAUGGGUCGUACAGUACAAAGUGAUCGAGCUAAACCAAAUGCUGAAAGUGGGGUAAAGCUACUACAACAGUGUCUUGCAUAUGAGACAGUGGAUCCACUCAUACUGUCAACGCUGUUAUCGUGUAUCUCUGGUCUUUUUGUGUUUGUGAGGACUGUCCCUGCAAUGUUGAUGGAAGUUCUUAACAAGAUAUUUUCUGCCCUAACUUUCUCAUUGCCUGGACAGACUAAAGAUUCCCGCAGCAGGACAGUUAAAAAUGUUCGAAGACAUGGCUGUUCACUCUUGGUGAAAAUAGCUCGAAGUUAUCCAGACGUUUUGAUAAAUGCAUUUGAUUUUAUCAAUGGUGUCAUUGAAAGUUUGAGUCAUGACCCGUUAGAGUUAUCACAAAUGGAAAAAGUUACUUUAAGUGAGGCGUUAAUACUUAUAAGUAAUCAAUAUAUAAAUUUUGAGAAACAGAGUCAUUUUAUUGGAAAGAUUUUAAAGCCUGCAUCAGACUUUUGGCUUGGUGUGAAACAGCAGUUUAGUUCGCCUUUGGAAUUCAUGUCCUUUGUUGGGUUGGACAAAGCCCCUGUUGAACCAAGUGAAAAUGAUGUUAAUGGCCAGAAUAGAGCGCAGAUAAUAUUCAGUGUCAAUCUCAUAUUAGCUGUGAUAAAGCGAUCAGAGUACCCAUCAGACAAUGAGUAUGCAGACCGAGGAGGAUUCAUACUAAAGAGAACAGAAAAUGGGACAGUGAUGUGUCGCAAUCCAGCUACUCCGUACAUUCUGCCACUGCUGCCACAGCUCUUUUGUCUGGUGCGGCUAUUCAAUACUUUGUGGCAUCCAGAUGCCCUUGCGCGGGUUUCUACUGGGUAUGCCAAAGCUCACAUGUUGCCAGAAUCUGAAAAAAAUAACAUAUUAGGCCUUAAUUCUGUCAAUCCAUCGGACCCUUAUAGUGAUCUACCAAAGGUACAACAUCCCCUUGAACGAAUGCAAUACUUUUUGUCAAUGGUCCACGAUCAUUCCUAUCACAUUCUGGGAAAUGCAGGAGCUUCCUUAGGCGCAGAAUUUUACCAACAACCUCAUGUUGCAGAAUACUUGAUCCACUCUUCGUUUGCUAACUUGCACCUUAUCCCAGAUUAUAGAAUACGACCGAUUAUUCGAACUUUUUUGAAGCCUUUCAUUCAGUCGUGUCCUGCAGAAUAUUACAGGCCUGUCUUAUUGCCAGUCCUUAAUCAUCUGUGUCCAUAUAUGUUGGAAAGGCUUAGUGGUCGCUGGGAUCACCUAACAAAUGUUGUUGAAAGUGAUUCACAGGAAGAGAAUCAGGAUGUUCAAGAAAUAUUGGAGGACUUGCUGAUUCGAAUGCUUACAAGAGAAUAUGUUGAUCUUUUGAAAGCCGUUCUGAUGAGUGGACAGCGUGGAGUGACAUUUGAUGCUCCUGAAGUAAUGGAUGCUGACAUGGAGAUUGCAAUAUCGUCUUCAUCUAACAAUGACAUGUUGUCAGAAUUAGGUGAACUAGUCUUGGGCUGUGAUACUAUUUGUCAAUCCAUUGUAACUACACUUUUAAAGUAAGUCAGAAUUUCCUUAGUUUGUGCAAUUGCGUCUUUACAAUAGUGAAACCUCAUAUUUUACUUUGGUACAGGGACUUGUUAAUUUUUUUUUUCUUUCUUAUGUUUUCUCUGGCACUUUGAGGAAGUUCUCAUCAUUGAAUACAGUCAUUGUAUUGAAAUCAUUAUAGCAGCAGGAAGUGAAUUUCAUAUUAAGGAAUCAGAAAGCAGUGGAAAGUGUUCAAAAGCGUUUCGUUUUUGCUUUUGUGCUUCGUAUCUAGUGAACUGAAAUUUACGUAUUAUUAACAUAACCACUUAAUUAGUUGCUGUAUGAAAAAAGUCAACUGUCUAAAUCCACAUGGGCACAUAGGAUGUGUAUACUCUCUUCUUGUUAGAGUUAGCUCUAUGUAUAGUUUUCAAUUAUUCCUCUCUCAGUAUGAGAAUGAAAUGUGACAUUACUCAGUACUCAGUUUGGCCAGUCUACAUUCAGGCAGAAGGGAAGACAGUUUUGUCAUACAUUCUGAUGGGAUUUUUUUUACUUGGCCUCCUUAAGUCAUUUUAUAAUUUUUAUAAUUAGUAAAUAGUUUAACCAGUCUAAAUUAACAUUCAUAGAUCACAUGUGGCUGGCUUGAUAAGUGUGUGUAUGCAGUUAUAGUUACAACAUAAUGUAGAUUUUUUAGGUAUUGUUAUAUUGUCCUAAUUUCUUAGAAAUAAUCUAUGAGGCAUUGUUCAUGAAGUAUUUGGAAGGUGGGUCCAGCUUUUUGUUAUAAUUCAGUUGGAGGUUUCAUGUGUAUUGAUUUAUGGACUGAUUCUUUAAUGUAGCAUAUUGGUAGCAGCUUUGACUAGUACACACCGAUCACUCCCAAUUUUGCAUCCCUCAGUGUGUAUUUACCCCUUUCAUAAUGUAUUUCUCAAAUUUUACUCUUUCUGUGUCUCUUGUUGACUGUCAUAUUUUGUUAUGCUUUUUUAUUCAUUUACAACCUUGAUAUGAGUGUGUUUGUUUUAACAUUUACAAAUGGUAUAUUAGUAUGUCAAUUUUUUGUAUAUUUAAGCUUUGUUGUUUAUGAGGACUUCUUUUGAACAGUAGGCUUGUCCUUGAAGAUAUUCUUUCUAAAAUUUCAUGUAACAAAGUACCUACAGUGUGUGUGUGUACGAGGUACAGUGUGUGUCAGCAUUUUGUGUAUAACUGCCUACACUAUGCAUUUUACCUUUCAUCCAAUCUUUUUCCGUUGAUCUCACUUGCUGUCCCCUCAGUGUUCUUAAAACAGUUUCUCUGAUGAUGAAUUAAUGACCCUGGGGCACUUAGUUUUAUGGACACUAGUAUUAGUUUUAUGGUCGAACAGAACUAGGGGGUUGAGAUAGGGUGGCAGGCCUCCCCAUUCUAAAACUGUGGUGACCUAAAAUGUCCAAAUAAAGAAUAAGCUCUGUUGCAAAGCCUUGCAUGUAGAUUUGGUUCCAAUCUAGACAUUUUGAUAGCCAUGAAGACUAGGGUAGAAAUUACAUUCACUGAAACAGUUAUUCUAAAGUCAAUUACGUGUUUACCUAACACGUAUUAUUCUUAUAUGUGACUUCAGAUGGCUGUGUUACUAAUAAACAUCCUUUAUGAAUAAGUAGAAGACAUCAUGAAAUAAAGAACAUGACCCAUUAUUAAAAUUCUUUAUUUAUGAAUAAAGAGUUCAUGAAAUGCACUACAUGACAUAUGAGCCAAUCUGAAUGUAGAGUGCAGUAUACGUAGUCUGAAAAUGAGAUUGUCGCUGUAAAAAAUAACAGUGAUAACUUUUUCAGUCCAUCAUAUUACCGAGAUAUUUAUGAAAUAUUAGAUUCCAGACCAGUUGGUCCAAAAUCUCAAAAAGCUUGCUUGUAUUGAUAAAAUGUAGACUUUCAUAGGUUGCAGUCCUUUUAGCAUUUGAUGAUAGAUAAGCAGAAAAUGAAGAUUCAUACAAAAAUAUUUUUGUGUUUCCAAAGCAUGGCAUGAGCUGGUGAUUGAAUUUUGUACAUUCACAUAUUGUAUUUUUAACUGGUAAGUCAUGUUGACUAUUAACCCUCUUAUGCCGACUGGAAGUAUUUUACGUCGACAUUUUUUGUCUCCCGUGUGCCGACUGGACGUAUUUUACGUCGACUUACAAAAGUUUUUUUUUUAAAUUCGCAGAAAAAUACUUAUAGGCCUACCAGCCUAAAACUUUUGAAUCACGCGCCUUGGGGGAUGCUGGGAGUUCACGGAUCAAGGUGUUGUUUUGUUUACAAUCGUUACGCAGCCGCGCAAGCGCGAAUUUCUUUCUUGCCGCACUAAAAAGUAUCUGUGACACAUCUUGGAAAUUAUUUAGUCGCUUUGACAUAAUUUUUGUACCAUUGUAAAUUAGCCGUUACAUGAAGUAUUAUAUAUGAAAAUGUGCGCAUUUUUAUUUAGAAUACAACAAUAAAAUACUCAUGAUUGUAGCUUUUAUCAGUUUUGAGAUAUUUUCAUAUAAAUAACGAUAAUUGCCAAAAUUUCAACCUUCGGUCAACUUUGACUCUAACGAAAUGGUCGAAAAACGCAAUUGUAAGCUAAAACUCUUAUAUUUUAGUAAUAUUCAAUCAUUUACCUUGAUUUUGCAACUAAUUGGAAGUCUAUAGCACAAUAUUUCGAUUUAUGGUGAAUUUAUGAAAAAACUAUUUCUUUACGUCCGCUCGGUAACUUCCGAAAAAAAACAUACAUGCGAUUGUGGUAAUGUUUGCCCCGUUUUAAAAUAAGCCGUUAUAUAAAGUUUUAUAUAUGGAAAUGUGCGCAAUUUCAUGCACAAUACAACUAAAAACAACCCAUGGUUGUAGCUUUUAUCAGUUUUGAGAUAUUUUCAUAUAAAUAACGAUAAUUGCCAAAAUUUCAACCUUCGGUCAACUUUGACUCUACCGAAAUGGUCAAAAAACGCAAUUGUAAGCUAAACACUUAUAUUCUAGUAAUAUUCAAGCAUUUACCUUCAUUUUGCAACUAAUUGGAAGUCUCUAGCACAAUAUUUCGAUUUAUGGUGAAUUUAUGAAAAAAAUAACAUUUUUCUUUACGUCCGCGCGGUAACUCUUCCGAAAAAAUCAUACGUGCGAUUGUGGUAAUGUUUGCACCAUUUUAAAUUAGCCGUUACAUAAAGUUUUAUAUAUGAAAAUGUGCGCAAUUUCAUGUAGAAUACAACAAAAAAUAAUUGAAGGUUAUAGCUUUUUCUCAUUUUUGAAAUAUUUUGCAUAUAAAUCACGAUAAAUAGAAAAAAAACCACGUUCGGUCAACUUUGACUCUACCGAAGUGGUCGAAAAACGCAAUUGUAAGCUAAAACUCUGACAGUCUAGUAAUAUUCAGUCAUUUAUCUUCAUCUUGAAACAAAUUCGAAGUCUCUAGCAAAAUAUUUAGAUUUAUGGAGAAUUUAAAAAAAGUCUUUCCUUCCC